This is a messenger RNA of Anthonomus grandis grandis, 502 nucleotides long. RefSeq names its product histidine triad nucleotide-binding protein 1-like. The record is from RefSeq and is a predicted model, not a curated record. The transcript is spliced from 3 exons. Bases 1 to 468 code for a protein of 155 amino acids. Gene Ontology annotation, biological process: purine ribonucleotide catabolic process. Gene Ontology annotation, molecular function: hydrolase activity. Gene Ontology annotation, cellular component: nucleus; cytoplasm. NCBI's taxonomy places the organism in Eukaryota, Metazoa, Arthropoda, Insecta, Coleoptera, Curculionidae.
AUGAACGUGAUUUUCCGUACUUAUGGGAGGGUCUUGCUAAGCAGUUACAUUAGAAACAAUGAGCUCCUCGUUCGGGCAAAAGCCAUGAGCAGUGAAGUCAAAAAAACACAUCUCGUGAGAGUCAAAAAUCAACCGACAACAAUCUUCGAUAAGAUCAUAGCAAAAGAGGUUGCGGCAGACAUCAUUUACGAAGACAAACAAUGUCUGGCCUUUAACGAUGUCGCCCCACAGGCACCGGUGCAUUUCCUUGUGAUCCCUAAGAAGAGGAUCCCCAUGCUCGAUCACGCAGAGACUUCCGAUCAAGAGGUUCUCGGGCACCUGUUGUUGACUGCCAAAGCACUUGCCAAAGAACGGUUACCUAACGGCUACAGACUGGUGAUAAACAAUGGAAAGGACGGGUGCCAGUCAGUUUAUCAUUUACAUGUCCACGUUUUGGGCGGGAGGCAAAUGAACUGGCCCCCAGGGUAAAUCACACAGACACAAUAAAUUAAUAAUAAUUGUU